GGGCGGUGCGGGGGGAACGCGGGGCGGCUCUCGGCCCGGGAGGUCACUCGGGGCUGGUGACACGAUCGCGUUCCGCCCACGCGUCACCGCGGGGCCGCUGACACGAUCCCGCCUCGCCCCCUCACGGAGGCGGCGCGGCCGUGAGGGCAACCCCCGCCUCCAACGGGUCUCACCGUGAUUGGCGCGAGUGCACCCUUUCUCCGCUGUGAUUGGUUAGACCUGCUGUCGCUCUCGGCCUCUGCGGGCAGGGGCGGGCGCUGAGUGGCCGGCGCUGGCGGUGGCCCCGCCCCCGCGGGGACGCGCGGGCGGAGCGGAGCUGCGGCCGGAGCCGCAGGAGCCGCCGGAGCGGGGGCGGCCUGAGGGCGGGUGACGCGGCAGCCGCCGCCGCCGCCGCCGCCAUGGAGGCGAAACCGGCGGACCCGCUGCUCUGCGACAGCCUCAUCCUCUGGCUGCAGACAUUCAAUACAGCUGCACCCUGCAGGGAUGUCCAGGACUUGACUAACGGGGUUGCCAUGGCUCAGGUGCUUCACCAAAUAGAUGUUGCCUGGUUUGAUGCAUCCUGGCUCAAUCGCAUCAAAGAAGAUGUUGGUGACAACUGGAGAAUAAAGUCCAGUAAUUUGAAGAAGAUACUGCAAGGAAUUAUGGACUACUAUCAUGAGUUCCUGGGUCAGCAGAUUGCAGAAGAGCUUAUUCCAGACUUGACCCGCAUAUCUGAGAACUCGGAUCCCACUGAACUGGGCAGGCUCCUGCAGCUUAUUUUGGGUUGUGCAGUCAACUGUGAGAGGAAACAAGAACACAUACAGAACAUCAUGACCCUUGAAGAGUCUGUUCAGCAUGUUGUCAUGACAGCCAUUCAAGAGCUCAUGAGCAAGGAAAUAACAAGUGCUUCCCCAUGUGAUGCAUCAAGUGAAGUGGAACAGCAGCUUAAAAAAGCCUUGGAAGACCUUCAGGAAGCACGAGCAGAAAAAGAAGAGUUGGCACAAAGAUGUCAAGAGCUGGAUUUGCAGGUGGCUGCCCUCCAGGAAGAGAAAAACAGCUUGAUGUCAGAAAAUGAGAUUAUGAAUGACAGACUAGAGCAAUUAGAUGACUCUCUUGAUGAUCCAAAUACCAUGGUUGCAAAAAAGUAUUUUAGUGCACAGUUGCAGCUGGAACAAUUGCAAGAAGAAAACUUCAGGCUUGAAACUGCAAAAGAUGAUUAUCGUGUCCAUUGUGAAGAUCUAGAAAAGCAAUUGAUUGAGCUGCAGCAUAGAAACAAUGAACUGACCUCUCUGGCAGAAGAAUCAAGAGCCUUGAAAGAUGAAAAUGACAUUCUUAGGGCUACUGCAGACAAGGCAAGCAAGCUGGAGUCAACAGUGGAAGUGUAUCGGAAGAAGCUGCAGGACCUGAAUGAUUUCCGCAGGCAGGUCAAGUCCCUGCAGGAGACCAACAUGAUGUACAUGCACAACACUGUCAGCCUGGAGGAUGAGCUCAGGAAAGCCAACGCAGCACGAGCCCAGCUGGAAACCUACAAGAAACAGGUCCAGGAGCUUCAUAACAAACUGUCUGAAGAAUCCAAAAGAGCUGAUAAGCUGGCAUUUGAAAUGAAGCGUCUCGAAGAAAAAUAUGAAGCUUUAAUGAAGGAAAAAGAGAGACUGAUAGUGCAGUGUGAUGCAUUAAGAGAGACAAACGAGGAGCUCCGGUGUGCACAGAUGCAGCAGGAUCACCUGAGUCAAACAGGUGAAAAGAGCCAUGAGAAUCUUGCUGCUGAAAUUCUACCAGUGGAAUAUAGGGAAAUGUUUAUUCGGCUGCAGCAUGAAAAUAAGAUGCUCCUGCUGAAACAGGAGGGAUCAGAAAAUGAACGGAUUGCAGAACUCCAGGAAGAGCUGGAGCAGAAGCACCGGACAGUGAACGAGCUGGAAACUGAGAAAAGGCUCAAUGAAGAGCGUAUUGGAGGAUUACAGCAGCAGAUUGAAGAUCUGCAAAAGACUUUACAGGAGCAGGGAUCCAAGACUGAAGGAUCCAGCAACCUGAAGCAGAAAUUGGCAGCACACAUGGAAAAGUUGAAUGAGGUUCAUGAUGAGUUACAGAAGAAAGAGGCUGAUCUUGCAGAGCUCCAGCCUGAUGACAGUCAGAACCGUGAGUUGUUUUCCCAGAAGAUUGGAGAGCUGGAAGCAGCUUUACGAAAAAAAGAUGAGGAUAUGAAAGCAAUGGAAGAAAGAUAUAAAAUGUACCUUGAAAAAGCAAGAAAUGUGAUAAAAACCUUAGACCCCAAGCUAAAUCCAGCAUCAGCAGAAAUUAUGUUGCUCAGAAAACAGAUACUGGAAAAAGACAGAAGAAUUGAAGCACUAGAGAAUGAAUACAAAAUAGCCAAGCUACGUGACUAUGAGGAAAAGCUGAUUGUAACUGCAUGGUACAACAAGAGCCUGAGCCUGCAGAAGCUGGGCAUGGAGGCCAGGCUGGUGGGCAGCAGCGGCGGCUGCGGGGCCGGGCCCGGCCGCUCCUUCCUGGCGCAGCAGCGUCACGUCACCAACACCAGGAGGAACCUCACUGUUAAAGUACCAGGGGCAACAUCUGAUUAAACACGAGGACAUGGAGAAGACUCACAUGCUAAAGUGUCCUUACAUGUUUUAUACCUUUCCACUUUACCUGCUUGAUGAGAGAGGAGGUUAGAAUGCUGGGCAGCUGCACAUGACAACAUCAGAACCUGUCAAGAAGAGAUUAAGGUGAUCAGCCAGAAGGUGGCAUGCAGUUUUCCAAGUAGAUUUAAUAAAUGCAGCAUGUACAAGCACAACUGAAAAGAUUUCUAUUUGCCUUUAGAUUAUAUUGUAAAUAUGAAAUUUGGCACUAUAUAUUUAAAACUUUAUUUAAGUGGGUUUGGGCUAGAAGGUUGACUUUUAUAAUGGGAAGAUGUUAUGCAAAGGUGUACUUCACGAAACUGGCAAUAUUGGGCAUUUUUGCUGGGCUCUCUGAAAACAGAUCUAAAAGAUUGGUAGCAUCUUUUAAAAAAUGCUUUUUUAGAAUAGAAAGUACAAUUUUAAAAGCAAGAAAGUACUUGUAUUUAGAGAAGAAGAAAAUUAAGGUGUGGUACCAGUUGUUAUGUAACAGAAGACAGGAUUUGUUUUAUGAGAAGCAGAAUUUCUUAAAGUUUAUUAAAGAAAAAAAAAAAAGCUAAGCUUAAGUUGGUGCAAUAAUGCACUGAGAAAAACCUGUCUUUAAGAUGUUGAAUUCACUUAAGCCAAAAAAGCUUGUCUUUUCCUGGGUAAGAAAAAAGCUAUUAUACUAACUCAAAAGUCUGGGCUAUAUUUUAAAACUCUGGUAUACUGCAUUUAUCUGCAGAAAGGGGGAUUAGGUGGGAAGGAGCCCCAUUUAUUUCAACCUAUUUAUACAAGCCUGUGCAUGGCAAUUGCAUUUCCUCUUUCUUAAAUGUAGUUUCACUCAGCUCUUCUGAACUAACUGUGCUAGGCAGAGGAGUGAGAGAUGGCUUUG
This is a messenger RNA of Passer montanus (Eurasian tree sparrow), 3465 nucleotides long. RefSeq names its product hook microtubule tethering protein 1 (gene HOOK1). The transcript is spliced from 22 exons. NCBI's taxonomy places the organism in Eukaryota, Metazoa, Chordata, Aves, Passeriformes, Passeridae. The record is from RefSeq and is a predicted model, not a curated record. Gene Ontology annotation, molecular function: microtubule binding; dynein light intermediate chain binding. Gene Ontology annotation, cellular component: cytoplasm; centrosome. Gene Ontology annotation, biological process: cytoplasmic microtubule organization; cytoskeleton-dependent intracellular transport. The coding region runs from base 399 to 2558 and encodes 719 amino acids.